ACAAGCAGCUGUCUGUCUGUCAGCACUCAGCCUGGACGAUGAGAGCGGCACGCUGGGUCGUGUUGUUGGCUGCGUUGCUGUCUCUGGGAUUCACAGUGGCACACAACCACAGUGGGGAGACAGACACCUACCGUGUGAGUGUUGGACGUCUCUUCGUGCUGAGGUGUCUGUCUGCUGACGCCAACGUGACCUGGAGCAGCGAGGGGACCCACAACCAGAGCCUGCCCACCGGAGUGGAGGUCAGGGACAGCUUACUGUGGUUUCUACCUGUGCAGGUGUCUCAUAAUGGAUCCUACACCUGCGAGACAAGAGGUACGACAGGACCAUCGAGGGUCACGUUUGGGGUGUCGGUGUCCAGAGGAGAAUGUCCUGAUCCACCUGAGACCAAAACCCUCACCAAGGGAGCCAAUCAAGAGCUUCCUUGUAAACAGUCAGAGAUCUUAAACCUGGAAAACAAAAGGAACAUAACAUGGAUGAAGGACUGCCGGCCGAUGAAGCAGGCGGAGGAGCGCAUCUCUGUGGAUGAGAGUGGUUUGAUGAGAUUUGCUCCAGCCUCAGAGCGGGACGCUGGGACGUACACCUGCCUGGUGGACAUCAUCUUGGACGGGAAGAAGUACACCGCUGCACGCAGCACCCGCCUGACUAUCAAAAAUAAUACAUUUGUUACAGAGCCUGAGGUGGUGUUCCCUCAAAAUGAAGUGGUCGUUGUUGAAGAGGGUUCGACAGUGCAGCUAAAGUGUUUCGCCUAUGUGGGCUUCAGUGAGAACAAGCUGACUUCCAUCUAUUGGACUGUCGACGGGGUCGACACGGAAGAUGACGAGGAACUCAGCGACUCCUGGAAAUAUACUCACGACAGAGGCAAAGUGUACGGUCUGUCCAUUCUCUCCAUCUCUAAAGUCCGUCAACGGUUCCUGAACGUCCCCAUUCAUUGUUAUGUGUCCAACUCAGUUGGACAAGCAGUCGGCGUGGUGUGGCUUCAAGAAGCCGACCGCAGUGCUGUCUACACCAGCGUGGCUCUCUGCCUCGCUGCCUCGCUGGCUGUUCUGGCGCUGGCUGCGUCCGUCCUCUUCUUCAAAGUAGAGCUGGUGUUGGCUCACAGGAAGCUGCUGAGGCAUUUUUUUUCCAAACAAAAAGCUCCUGAUGGGAAACUCUACGAUGCCUACGUGAGCUUCCUGCAUCCGGACGGCCUGAGUUCAUCUGAGACGCAGAGGUUCGCCCUGCAGAUUCUGCCUGAUGAGCUGGAGAAAAAAGAUGGCUACUCCCUGUAUAUCAGAGGACGAGACGACUGCCCUGGAGAAGCUGUGCAUGAUGCUAUCGCUGCUACAGUGCGUCAGUGCCGCAGGCUGAUACUCAUCCUAUCAUCUGAAAUUAAAUCCUCCAAUGAUGGCAAAACAGAGGAAGCGGUGUUGUCUGACAACCAAGACCAUCUGUGGUACGAGCAGAAAGUUGGCCUGUAUGACGCUUUGACCCAGAAAGAACCCAGAGUGAUUCUGGUGGAAAUCGAUGGUCCGCUGGAUUACAGCUGCCUCUCAGAGUCUUUGCGUUAUAUCAAGAGGAAACAAGGAGCUCUAAAGUGGAAGAAACCCUCUCAAGAAACCCACAAACUCUUAAAACUGCACUCAAAUAGAAACUUCUGGAAGCAUCUGAGGUACCACAUGCCCUCAGUACCAGCAGGGAGAGUCCAGACUAUCGUCUAAACCAAGUUUUAAAGAAGAAACAGAUGUUUUGUUUGUCACAUAAGGAGCUUCAGGCCUGUCUUCUUGGAAUGCUUUUUGAUUUUCAACAUGUGCAGACCAGAUGGUGUACUGACAGAUAUUUUAUCCAUAUUCAUCAUCAUCCGAUUGUGUGAUAUCAGGUUGACUCUACUAGCUACUCACACUGAUAUCCGCGGGAUUUCCUCCUGGUACAAAACAUCAAUACCUUACGGAUGAUACAGCGUUGUUGCAGACUGUCAUCCCUGGCUCAUGCCUACAUGCUUUUGCUGAGUGUCUGGGCAUUCGGGUGAGGACACUCACUACUUGGUUUACCCUGCCACAAGUUGUUAUGGUUCCUACUGCGGGCUGUGAUUAGCUAGAACUCAUCAUGUUGACUCACCAAGGGCGGAAGUUGUUAGGAUCUGAUCUCAGACGUUUUCCAAGAUCAGAGUGGUAAAUUUACAUGAAACUAGAAAAACGGCCUUGCAGUUUUAUGCCUCUACAAACCACUGAAGUCAGUUACAUCCCCCUGUAUCUGGCCAAAUGUCUCCUUCUGCUCCUGAGUUAUAGCAUCGAAUGAUGGAUAGAAAAGUAUUUUUGUAGAACAUAUUGAGGUCAAAGUGAAGAUGACCUUUGACUUUUUGUAUAUCAAAAUAUCAUCACUUCAUCAUUUUAUUCUAUUAGACAUUUGGGUCAAUGUUCAUGCUUAGCGUAUAAAUUCUUGAGUUACGUCCAAAAACAUUGGUAACAUUGGUUUUCCAUUACGUCCAAUGUUUUGCGAGGUUACAGUGACUUGAUCUUUGUCCACCAAAUUCUAAAUCCUUUAUUUAUUGAGUCCAAGUGGACGUUUGUCCCACAUUUGAGGAAAUACCCCCAAGGUGUUUUUUAGACGAGUUCACAAGAAUGACACAGAUACAAGGCCACAGUCACCUUAAGCUUUAAACGCCAAAUUCUGAUCAGUUCAUUUUUGAGUCCAAAUGGACAUCUGUGCUCAAUUUGAAGAAAUGCCAUCAAGGUUUUCCUGAGAACUUGCGUUCACAAGAAUGAGACAAACGAAUUCACAGAGACUUUUGCUCACCAAAUUCUCAUCAGUUCAUUUAGUGGACAUUUGUGCCAAAUUUGGAGACAUUCCCUUGAGGCCUUCUUGAAAUAUUACGCUCACAAGUAUGACGCGGAUCCUGCCACAGUGACCUUGACAUUUGAACACUAGAUUACAAUCGGCUUAUCCUUUAGUCCAAGCGGACGCUUGAGCCAAAUUUGAGGAAAUCAACGCAAGGUCUUCUUGAGAUAUCACAUUCAUGGGAAUGAGAUGGACACAAGGUCAUAGUGACCUUGACCUUUGACCACCAAAAUCUAAUCAGUUCAGCAUUUAAGCCCACUACAAUGUUUGUCAAACUUGAAGGAAAUGCCUUCAGUGAUUCUGACACACAGAAUUAACGAGAAUCAAACAAAUGAGGUCACAAUAAACUUUGACCACCAGAAUUGAAUAAUUUCAGUGUUGAGUCCAAGUGUUUGUGCCACAUUUGAAAAAGAAUGGGACAGCCAACUAGAAAACAUGCUGUCUCCGGCCAUCACUGUUGUCUUUGUAGAAGCAUACAAACUCUCAAACCACUGCCAGAAAGUCAGGUGAGGUAAAGGAAAAGCAGACACAGCACAUGGAGGCAGUAAAGUGAGGUGGGUUAGUGGGUUAAGCACAGGAUUUUCACACAGGAGACUGCAGUGUGAGUCCCAUGUAAGUCAAUGUUGGCUUUUUAUGUUUAGGCUUAAAGUUGACUCAAUUUUUUUUAGCUUUUCGAAUGUAUAAAAAAUACUGAAUGCACACUGUGUACAGCAGAAAAGCUAAACAGAGCCAUUCCUGUUGUCAUGUUGAUAGGACACCCAGGAAUGAACACCCGGGUGUAAAUAUCAUCAUUUUAUAAUUAAGAAUUGUAUUUAUUUAUUGCAUAUGUAUUUUAUAUAUUUAAGGCUGUUGUGGUUUGGUAAUCGCACUAGUCACUAUUUGGUUUUUAAUAUUUUCUUUUUUUAAUCUUGUCUUUGAUUAAUGAAAGUGAGAAAAUGGUACAGAAAAAAGGAGAAAAACCUGACUCACUUAUCUCUGUUUUUAGUAAAAAUUAGAACAUAAUGUGAAGCGCACAUAUCUACAAGGUCAUGCAGAGGAAGAACUUUGAUGAAGAUCAGCAGAGCUGCAUUUAACCCUUUACACAUUCAGUGUUUCAGUCCUCUGUUAAACCUGAAAUAAACCACCUGACCUCAUUUUUUUCUGCACAUAUUUAACAUCUGCCAGCUGUUUAAAGUCAAUCUUAUCUUAUAUGUGCGAGCGAACUCUGUUUGCAUGUUUCCUCCACAGUACAGCAGGGUUUCUGAGGAACUGAUGUUAACUGGUUUAAGAAAAGUUAUAAUGAUAAGAUUACUGUAGACUGGUCUAAAGCUUAAUAUUUAUGUUCCUUUUCUUGACACCAGAGAUGUGCAGUAUUUUAAUUAAAAGUAUGAAAAAAA
This is a messenger RNA of Plectropomus leopardus (leopard coralgrouper), 4190 nucleotides long. NCBI's taxonomy places the organism in Eukaryota, Metazoa, Chordata, Actinopteri, Perciformes, Serranidae. The record is from RefSeq and is a predicted model, not a curated record.